AUGUAUUACAAAGCUAUUUUUUAUGCAAAAAAUAUAGAUUUCAAUGGAGUUAGCCAACGAAAAUCAAUUGAAAAUGAAUAUAAACAUGGUCCCUUGGUAUAUAUGUAAAAUAUUAUAAUAAGUUAAUUGAUAAACCCAAAUGUUUACCAAUAAUAAAAAAAGAAUUAAGUCAAGAAGAACUUGAUGAUUAGGAAGGAAAGGUUCGGAAAAUAAAUAGUGGUUCAAGCAUAGCAGAAAUUAAUGAAUAAAAGUCAAAUAGAAGCUAAUCUAGUGCAAAGAGUGCCAAGAGUGCAAAACAUUUGAGUAAUCAAGUAUUGAAUGGAGAACCAAAGAAGAAAUAAAUAAGAAGAAUGAAUAGCAAAAUAAAGGCAAGAUUGUAGAAAAUGUAAAACAUUAAAUAAGCAUCGGCAUUUUAGAAAUUAGUUUUUUAAUUUAUUGAAGGAUGGGCAUUCUCAAUUUUAAUGGCUAUUGUUACACUUUAUGCACUUUUUGGAGAUGAUAUAAGAAUCUUAACAGUCAAUAAAGAUCAAGAUGAUAUCUUUUUUAUUCUCACAAUAAUAAGCAUGUCGUUUUUUACAAUAGAAAUAAUCUUAACCUCAAUAGCAAAUCCAAAUUAUAUCCUAAAUGUAAAUAAUUAAGUUCUAAGAUUAGUUUUAUUUUUGUCUUGAUGUAAUUUCGACUGCAACGAUGAUUUUAGACAUUGGAUGGGUAACGGAUUUAUGGUAUGGAGAUGAAGGAGAUAUUGGAAAUGCUGCAACAAUUAAAGCCUUGGGUAGAGCAUCUAGGGUUGCAAGAAAAGCAGCAAGAGUCAUUAGGAUAAUCCGAUUAGUAAGACUGGUAAAGUUAUAUAAACAUGCCAGACAAUAAUAUGAAAAGGAUCAAUAACGAAAAAUCCUUUAGGAUAUAUUAAAAUAAAAUAGAAUAUUGAGCGAUGAGAAUUAAAAGUAAUAAUAAUAAUAAUAAUAAUAAUAAUAAUAAUAAUAAUAAUAAUAAUAAUAAUAAUAAUAAUAACAAAAUUAUAUUUUCAGAAAUUCCUCAUUUCCAUCACCUCCUCCGUCUGGUGGACAAUAAUUAAAAAAUAAUGAUGAUAAAUAAGAGUUGAUUGAAUUCUAAAACUUAAUUAAAGAUACCAGCAAACCGUUUCUAGGAUAAAAUUAAUAAUAAUAAAAUCAUGAAAUGUCUGCUUUGUCAGUUUAAUAAGGAUUAUCAUAUGAUCAAAAUGCUUAAGGAAUGAGUAAUGAGUAGUUUAGAUAAAGCUAAUAAUCUUAAUAGAUGAAUGAAAAUUUUUAAGAGAGCAAUGUUGGUUCUAGAUUGUCUGACUUAGUAAUGAGAAGAGUUAUAACUAUUAUCUUGGCAAUAUUAAUAAGUAUACCAGUAUUAACUUUAGAUACAUAUUAAGAAACAAUAAAUUCCUAUGAUUCUGGUAUAUUUAGAAUAGGUUAAUUUAGAAAUGAUCAAAAACUUCUUGAAAUCUUAACUAUGUAAUAUGUAAAAUUUCAUCAGGAUGAACUUUUUCCAAUCUUGGCUGUAUAUGUUAUUAGAAAUAAUGUAACUAAUAAUUUUCCAAAAUUAAAUGAAACAAAUUUUUAAAUCUUUAAUUAUUCUCGAAACUCUGAAUGGUUUUAAUCAACGCAUUUAAAUAUUGAUUAACACCGAUUCUCUGAUAAAUAAUAUUAUGCUGCAGUAGAUACAAAUAAUAAAUUAAUAACAUGUUCAGUAGGUGAUUUGAUUGACUAUAAUCAAACUAAUGCUAUUCUUUCAAUAUUUUAGACCUUAUUUGUAUGUAUUGUAUUGGCUUCGAGUGCUAUUUUAUUUAAUAAAAAUGUAAAUGAAUUGGUUAUUGAACCAAUAGAGAAAAUGAUGGGAAAGAUAGAAUUAAUUGCUCAAAAUCCAUUAGAGGCAGUAAAUAUAGAAGAGUAAGAAGAUUUGAUAAUGGAAGAGUUGGAAUAAAAUGAAGAUCAUGAGAAGAUAAAGGAAAAAUACAUUGAGAAAUAGAUGGAAACAUAUAUUCUUUAAAGGUUAAUUAUGAAAGUUGGAGCUUUAUUGGCAGUAGGAUUUGGAGAAGCAGGUUCAGAAAUUAUUGCUGAGAAUAUUAAGAAAGGAGGGAGUGUUGAUCCAAUGCUUCCAGGUAAGAAAAUAAUGGCUAUAUUUGGUUUUUGUGAUAUAAGAAAUUUUACUGAUGCAACAGAAGUUUUAUAAGAAGAAGUAAUGGUAUUUGUAAAUGAAAUUGCUGAAAUUGUACAUUCAACAGUUAAUUAAUAUGGAGGAUCAGCAAAUAAAAAUAUUGGAGAUGCUUUCCUAUUAGUUUGGAAAUAUUUACCUAUGGAAUAUCAUCCAAAUCCACAAAAUCCAUCUAAAUUAAUUGUGAAAACUGAUCAUCAUAUUAAACAAAAAGGAGAUAUGGCAGUUUUGGCUUUUCUAAAGAUAAUUACUUCUAUAUCAAUUUCAAAGAAAUUAGAGAGGUAUAAAAAACAUGCUGGUUUGAAUGCAAGAAUGAAAGAUUAUUCUGUUAAAAUGGGAUUUGGAUUACAUAUGGGAUGGGGUAUUGAAGGAGCAAUUGGUUCAUCUUUCAAAAUCGAUGCUUCUUACUUAAGCCCUAAUGUCAAUAUGGCAUCUAGAUUAGAAGCUGCCACUAAAUAAUUUGGUUCCAUUAUUUUAAUUAGUGGGGUUUUAAAGUAAUAUUUGACUGAAGAUUGUCAAAAAUAAUUAAGAUAAAUUGAUAUUGUAACUGUAAAGGGAAGUGUAGAGCCUGUGGAAAUUCAUACUGUUGAUAUGUCAAUAAAAAAUUUAUUACAGAAGACAAAGGAAAUGAAAGACAAAUUUGACACUAGCAAGAUGAAUUAGAAACAAUAAAAAGAGUUUCGAGUACUUAAUAGAUUUAAAAGGGAACAAUUACAAAAGGAUGUUUAAAAAGACAAAGUAAAUGUUGUAGAUUAAUUUAAAACUGAUGAAGAACUCCUUUACUCUAGAGAACCUUUUACAUAAGUAAACUAUUGUUAAAUAUUUAUCUCUUUAGGAAUUUUAUCAAACUUGGAAAGAAGGAUUCUAAUUAUAUGUCAAAGGCACAUGGGAUAAGGCUCAAAUAAUAUUUCAAAAAACUUUGGUAUGCUUAUAAAUUAAAUUUAAAGAGUAUGAUUCCUGAACAUAAGGAUGGUCCAUCCAAUACCCUUUUAGAAGUUAUACAUUCCAAUGGUGGAAAGGCUCCACAUGAUUGGAAAGGUUACAGAGAACUUACAGAAAAAUGA
Messenger RNA from Paramecium primaurelia, 3245 nucleotides. NCBI's taxonomy places the organism in Eukaryota, Ciliophora, Oligohymenophorea, Peniculida, Parameciidae. The record is from the annotation of a GenBank genome assembly.